GAUGUUAAAGACGAAGACUUUGCCCGCGGUCGUUAUCGAGCGGACGCCAUAUACAUGCGAGGGACGGAGGAACUGAGCACCAAAGACAUCUUUGAUUAUUUCCAAGCGUAUGCUCCCGCAAAUAUUGAAUGGAUAAACGAUUAUAGCUGUAAUGUGGUGUGGUUGGAUGCAGCCGGGCCAGUGCGUGCCCUCAUAGGCUUAUCCUGCCCUAUUCUACCUCGUGAAGUAGACCUCAGGAAGAGCCGUCGUGCAAAUAAAGUUAAAUCGAGUAAAAAAUCGCGUGAUAUGUCAACGGACAGUGAGGGAGAGGAGCCAAAGAAGGUGAAGGUGAAAAAGGAGAAGAAAGAGAAGAAGAAAGCUGCCAAAAGCAAAACCGGAGGAGGUACCAGCAGCAGCAGUUCGAGCAGCAGCUCAAGCAGCGAGAGCGAUGGUGAGAGCUCCUCUUCCAGUUCCUCCUCGAGCAGCAGCAGUAGCAACAGCAGCGGGAGCAGCAGCAGUAGCAGCAGCAGCUCCAGCUCGACAGAGGACGAAGCGCAAGGCAACAAGGAGAAGACCAAAAAGAAGAAGAAAAAAGUCAAAGUCAAGGUGGAGAAGAUGGACGAGGACCCUGUCGUCGUCGUCGGAGGGGAGCAGGAGAGCAGCAUAACCACAGAAGACGUGGCGGUCCCUGUUCCUCCUGGCAGAUGGCGGCUGGGGGUGCCUUGCCCGCGGACCAAAGCCAUUCUCCUGCGCUUUGCCAGCAACAAGGACAAAAAGGAGGAAGGUGCCGAGAGGAAGUCUGAAUAUUACCGCAAGCAUGGGAAUCCCAACUAUGGGGGCAUCAAGGGGCUCUUAAGCGAGAGCGGGCGACGAAGAAUGCGAGAAGCCCAGAGGAGACGAGAACUGGAGGAGCAGCGGAACAAGCGCAUAGAUCUGGACAACCCCAAGAACCCAUGGGGGAUGCUGGCUCAGAACUGGGGUCGUAAGGAGAGCCAGGAGGAGGACAGAAUUGAUUAUCAGGCGCUGUUGCGGAAGCAUACCAAAGUUGUAUCCCAGAAGAGGAAACGUGAGGAUGACAGCGACUAUGAAGAGAUGUUGGGCAGUUAUCAGGAGGAGGAUACUAAGCAAGGAAGUGAUGAUAGUGAUGAUAUAGUUCCUUGGAACAGGAAAAUCAAGAGUCCAAGGAUGAAGAUGUAUGCGGAUGCAGAGCAGAAGAAGCAGAGCCAGAGGUCGAGCACAGAUCUGCGGAGCCGACUGUCGGGUGGAAAGUUCCGUGGAGGUGUCAGCAUCCAGGACAGACUGCUGGAUGUACGCAGCCCAGCUAGGGGCGGCGAUGCCAGGAACAAGCUCGAUCUACGUGCAAAGCUGAUGAGCAAGCGGAGACGAGAGCCUGUUUCUGUAGAGGUGGACAAUGACCGUUACUACCGCUUGAUUGCCAGUGAUGAAGAUUAAGACGUGUAGGCACUAAUUAUCACUAAUGCAAUUAAUGUAAAAAAAAAAGAAAUAGAAAAAAGAAAAAAAAAGAUAUUUAAGAAGGUGUGAUGGAAAUUUUUGAUUGAUAUCAUUUUUUUUUAAUUUAGGAUGGGGGGAGGUGACAUAUCUCUGAGUGAUUUUUUUUUUUUUUUUUUUUUUUUUUUUUUGUAUCUCAACUACUUGCUCAUUUAUUAUAUUUAUCUAAGAUUUCUGUAAAUAAUGACAAGGCUCAUCAGCCUCUCUGAUGGCUGGCAUUGCUCUUUGAAAAUCAUUUUUGGAAUUUACUUCUUCGUACACACUCAAACUACAGUCUAUACGAUCACGUUAUUGUGAGUUGAGACAUUGAUGAUGAGUCCACGUACAGGUCUUGAAAAGGAUACGGUUAUUCACUGAAUUCUUAGUCGUCUUCUGAUGUAAAAGGUGUCAAUUCUUGGCCAGUGGGAAAGUAUCGUAUGUAAAUUUGAUCUCUUUGCAUUCUCACAAAAUUUAAAGACACAAAAAAAGAAAAAAAGAAAAAAAAGUAAUUUUAGAUGAAAGUUUAUUUUUAAUAAGCAUUAACGCGUGUAUUUUUGACGAACUUGUUGCUGGUACGUUUUAUCAGAGCAAGUACAAAGGAAUUGUGUAUAUAUCUAGGCCACUUAUAUGCUGGUUUUCCUUCCUGUACUAUAAGGUUUCCUGUAUAAGGGAUGCGAGAGAGAUGUAUUUAUUAAAUAAGACAUUUGAUGUUUUUGACAUGCCAUAGAAAAAAGAAAAGAAAAAGAAGGGGGAGGGGGGGGAGCAUUGUAAAAAAUACUCUUUUGUAUCAAGAGAUGAUAAUGUAUAAGUAUCAGAGUUGAAUGAAAUAUAUAUUAAAUGCUAAGUGUUCUUUGUGAAAAAUGGAAAAGUGUUGAUGUAAAUAUGUUUACCAUGCUCAGUCUUUCUUAUUGUACAUUUGUGAAUGUGCUUUUUCUGUAAAAAAAAAAAAAAAAAAGAGAGAAAGAAAUAGAAGAACAUAAAGAAAUAACUUUCGAUCAAUAAAUUUUACACAGUAGUUUUUAAGAUUAGCC
Messenger RNA from Penaeus indicus, 2498 nucleotides. Its product is annotated as nuclear cap-binding protein subunit 3-like. Lineage: Eukaryota; Metazoa; Arthropoda; Malacostraca; Decapoda; Penaeidae. Gene Ontology annotation, molecular function: RNA 7-methylguanosine cap binding; mRNA binding. The record is from RefSeq and is a predicted model, not a curated record. Gene Ontology annotation, cellular component: nucleus. The transcript is spliced from 7 exons. Bases 55 to 1431 code for a protein of 458 amino acids.